GGGGGGAAAAAUAGAGGAGUGAACGGGAAGAAGAGGAGGGGGGUUGAGUUGGGGGUGGUCGUCAUGGAUUCCUCACCAUAGCAACCGACAAACGUUUACAAAGCAUUGAGGAAUUUCCUCAUAUCAGCUGGAUUAUUGGAGCCCUCAGAGGACGGCUCUCGUUCGAAACAAUCGCUGGAUAUCAUCAGGACCCUGGCAGGGGCUGGAGCCCCACUGCCAUUUUCAUCUUUUUCCCCCUUAGUUUUUUUUUUUUUUUUGAAAAAGAAAGAGAGAGAGAGUGGGGAAUUUGUUUUUUUUUUCUUCUUUCUCCCCCUUGCAGUUCCAUUCUUCUCUUGUUCCUGCCUUACUCCCGCUCUUUCUUUCCCUCUCUGUCCUUUUUUUUUUUUUUAAAGAGAGCCUUUGUGUCACUCCCAUUUUUAGUUCCCCUUUACUAUGCUGUGCACAUUGUCACCCAGUGGAAAGCCGAGUGGCGGCAGUGCAUUUGGUCCACAGGAAGGAUUUCAGUCCUGUUGCAUGCAGAGCUCCGAGGGAGGGUCAGACACCACGACCAGCGUUGCACCGCUGCGGACGUCAUCUUCAGCUCAGGCCCCUGUUGUACAGCCCGUCCCAGCCUCCCAGCAGAGGGUGCUGGUUCAAGCCACAGGCUCAGCUCAGAAGGGAGGACAAGUACAGCAGCUUUCAGUACCCAGGGUUCAACAGGUCCCUCAGCAGGUGCAGCAGGUGCAGCAUGUUUACCCAUCCCAGGUCCAAUAUGUAGGAGAAAGUGGAGAGACUGUAUACACCAAUGGAACUAUUCGAACAGCCUACUCCUACAACCCUGAGGCUCAGUUGUACGGCCAGAGCAGUGGGGGAACCUACUUUGACUCGCAGGCCGGUGGAGCUCAUGUCACCACAGUGGUCUCUUCUGCCAGUGGUGGGGUGCCCCCUCAUGGCAUGGUGGGCAUCGCUAUGGACGUGGGCAGCAGUCACAUCAUUUCAAGCGGAAGCACCUACCUGAUUCAUGGAGGCAGUAUGGAGGGAAGCCGCAACCACAUAUCACACUCGUCACGCUCCUCCUCAGCUAUGCUUGAAAUGGCGAUUGAAAACCUCCAAAAGUCUGAAGGAAUUGCAAGUCACAAAAGCAGCCUGCUCAACAGCCAUCUGCAGUGGCUGCUGGACAACUACGAGACAGCGGAGGGAGUGAGCCUGCCCCGGUGCUCCCUGUACAACCAUUAUUUACGGCACUGUCAGGAACAGAAGCUGGAUCCGGUCAACGCAGCCUCCUUCGGCAAGCUCAUCCGCUCAGUCUUCAUGGGCCUGAGGACCCGCCGCCUGGGCACCAGAGGCAACUCUAAGUAUCAUUACUAUGGUAUCCGGGUGAAGCCAGACUCACCACUGAACCGGCUGCAGGAAGACACCCAGUACAUGGCCAUGAGGCAGCAGCCUGUCCACCAGAAACAGAGGUUCAAACCUCUUCAGAAGGUGGACGGUAUGUCUGACAGCCUGUGUGGGAGCUCUCAGCACUGUAACAGCACACCAGAGCAGUCUGUGGCCGCUCAGAGCCAACACCACCAGCAGUACAUAGAUACAUCCCACACCUUGCCUCAAUUUCCCAAUCCCGACCUGGGCACCCAGCCUCUGCCAGAGCGCAUCAACAUGAAUGAUAUCAAGAAGCUGCAGACACUCUACAGAGAUCACUGCGAGGCUACUUUGGAUGUGGUGAUGAACCUUCAGUUCCACUACAUUGAGAAACUCUGGCAGACCUUUUGGUAUUCAACACCGCCAUCUAGUGACGGAAAUACAACCAUCCCCAACAGUGAUGAUGACCUGGAGGGUGUGAUCCCCCGAGAGAAGCUGGUGGCUCUGUGUAAAUACGAACCAGUCAGACUAUGGAUGAGGAGCUGUGACCACAUCCUCUAUCAGGCUCUGGUAGAGAUCCUCAUCCCCGAUGUGCUGCGUCCUGUCCCCAGCACGCUCACUCAGGCCAUCCGUAACUUUGCCAAGAGUCUGGAGGGCUGGCUGACGAACGCCAUGACCAGUUUUCCUCAAGAGAUUAUUCGCACCAAGGUGGCAGUGGUCAGUGCGUUUGCCCAGACACUGAGACGUUAUACCAGUCUGAACCACCUGGCCCAGGCGGCCCGCGCCGUCCUCCAGAACACCUCCCAGAUCAACCAGAUGCUCUCUGACCUUAACCGGGUGGACUUUGCCAACGUCCAGGAGCAGGCGUCAUGGGUGUGUCAGUGUGACGAGAGCGUGGUUCAGCGUCUGGAGCAGGACUUUAAGGUCACCCUACAGCAGCAGAGCUCUCUGGACCAGUGGGCCACCUGGCUCGACAACGUGGUCUCUCAGGUCCUGAAGCCUCACCAGGGCAGCCCCAGCUUCCCCAAAGCUGCACGCCAGUUCCUGCUCAAAUGGUCCUUCUACAGCUCCAUGGUGAUCAGAGACCUGACCCUGCGUAGUGCCGCCAGUUUUGGCUCCUUUCACCUGAUACGUCUGUUGUACGACGAGUACAUGUUUUACCUGGUGGAACACCGCGUGGCUCAGGCCACUGGAGAAACUCCUAUUGCUGUCAUGGGAGAGUUCAGUGACCUGACCUCGAUGAUGCCGUCACUCAUGGAAAAAGACGCAUCCUUCUCUGAUGAGAUGAGUGACCUGGGCAGUGAUGCAGAUGCGUCCAGAGGGCCGACUGAACCAGCUGUGAAGAGGGAGAGGAUUGAAAUGAGCCACCCUCUGCAGGAGAUGUGAGUCCGGACUGAACAGGGCCGGACUGGAAGCCACAAGGACCAGCAUCUCUGCCUUAACAGGUGACACUAAAGUGACUUGUGGGGCUUUUUGGGACGCACACCUUUUUUUCUUGUCCCUCUGCAGUCAGUGUGUGCAAUGUACAUAGAGAAGAAAGUAGCAAUGUCAGUCCUCCCCUCACUAGUGUUUAUAAGGACAGUGAUCUUUCCUUCAGGAAGCUCACGUCAGGGUUUUUUUUUGUUAUUGUCUUUUUGGGGUUUUUUGUUUGUUUUUUACUCACAGGGGUGUAACACAGGUCUGAUUUUUUUCCCCGUUUUUGUUGCAACUGUGAAUGACUUUGUGCAGUAUCUUUUUAUUGGAUGUGUAACUUUGAGUGGUGGUAUGUGGUGUUUGUGAUUCUUCUUCUUUUUUAAAUCUUAACUAGCUGUGCCAUAGUGUCAUUUGAGUGCCUUAGAUCGCUAACUUUAAAACCACCACUACAGAUGUCAAUCUGUCCCUCAGCUGUGCCUCUACCGCAGUAUGAAUGUAUUGUCUCAAAACCUCAGACAUUCAAAGCACCUUCAAGAUUGAAUAGGUGUAGAUGUGUACACUCCUUGUUGCCUCUGCUGCAGCUCGCAGCAAACACACACAACAAAAAAAAAAACUAAAAAAUCUACAUGCAACCUACUGACCCAAAGGACCUUUCCCUCAGUCGUUCCCACCAGCUUAGCCACAGUCAUGGCUCUGUAGGGCCUCGUAGUCUCGCAGUAGUCAGGAAACUUAGUAUGUUACCAUGACUGUGUAAGAUGUUGGUUUGUUUACCUCAAUAGAUUUCUUUGCUGUUCGGCUCAGAUGACAUGAGGCAAGUAUUUAAAAAAAAAAUGUAGCAGUUUGUGUCUCCCACUCCUUCCUGUAAAUAGUUCUCCACAAAUGGCUUCAAUCCUGCGACAGCUCUUCUGUGUACUGUACGGAUGCAUAGUCCUAAUUCAGUGACUCCUGUGCAAAUCUGUAGCUGUUGGUAAUGAACUCAAAUAAUUGAUUUAAUGAAUAUUGGAUACUAAAACCUAAACUGGAAUCUGGGCUCAUUAAAAAAGUUGUUAGAAAUUUCAUCUAAGGAAGAUAUGGUAAAUCAAAAUACGUUAGAGCGUUGGACCUAUAAAACCAAAACUCUCACACAGAAAGAGGCUCUCAUUGGCAUCUGAGCCGGCACGUGCUCCCCGACUUCAGAUACUUUGACCUCAUGCUGUUUCUCAGAUUUAAGUCUUAUGUUCUGUUUGAAUUAGAUAGAAAUAUACAGUGCGUUAUUUGGGGAGUUUGUCCAUAAUAAAUUAUAUAUAUAAAUAUAAAUAUAUAUCUUUGUAUGAUGUAGAAAGUGCGUGCUCUGUGGCCUUCAGUCUUUGCCUGAUCUCUUUCCUCACACUGUACCUGGCCGGUCACAUUGUAUCAGUAAAAACUGCUUUAAUGUGUAAUUGAUUAGACUGGCGUGUGUGAUAAAUUUGUUUCCAAUCUCAAUUGUUCAGUGUGUAAAAUUAAAUUCAUACUGUGGUGUUACUGCGCCCAAGUACACUAUUAAACUGUCACAAGAGAAAUGUCUAUUUAUAUGAUCUAUUCUGAUUUGAUUGACAUCAGCUUUGUGUUGAAAUUAAUUUGGUUGAUUUAUUUUUUCCCCCUCGGAUGAUUUUGUUGUAGCGAUGAGAAUCCUUGAGCUUUGAGUUAUUUAAGGCUUUUUGUAACUUGUGCCUGUCACGGUAAUUUGCCUUUAAGUGCUUUGGAGAAAAAAAAGUAAUUUCUGUGUGUACUUUGUAAUGUUUUGUAAGGCUGUUUUAGAUUUUUGGAGGAGGUUUAUUUUUUAUUGAACUAGAUUUGGUUCUUCUUACAAGUAUACUGAACCCCAUAUUUUUGUGCGUUUUUAAACCCGUUCUUGACUACACUUUAACUAUCCUAAAGACAGAUGAUGGUCUGUAAUAAACUGCAUAGUUCAGCUGUAUUUUGUACUUGGUCACAAUGUGUAAUAAAUUGGUGUACACCAAAA
Messenger RNA from Plectropomus leopardus (leopard coralgrouper), 4732 nucleotides. It is a transcript of the gene rfx2, whose product is annotated as regulatory factor X, 2 (influences HLA class II expression). The record is from RefSeq and is a predicted model, not a curated record. Gene Ontology annotation, cellular component: nucleus. Lineage: Eukaryota; Metazoa; Chordata; Actinopteri; Perciformes; Serranidae. Gene Ontology annotation, biological process: regulation of transcription by RNA polymerase II. Gene Ontology annotation, molecular function: RNA polymerase II cis-regulatory region sequence-specific DNA binding; DNA-binding transcription factor activity, RNA polymerase II-specific.